Molecule: messenger RNA, 1651 nt
Organism: Cadophora gregata
Lineage: Eukaryota; Fungi; Ascomycota; Leotiomycetes; Helotiales; Ploettnerulaceae
Exons: 3
Coding region: 643-1593 (316 amino acids)
Molecular function (GO): flavin adenine dinucleotide binding; acyl-CoA dehydrogenase activity
Source: RefSeq, a predicted model, not a curated record
UCUUGAAUUACAGAUUUCUUUUGUAGUAUAACGAUCCAAUCUCAAGUGAUUUCAUAUCUUCAAGGAUGCGUCGAGUUCUGCUAUCCAGCUUUCUCGGAUCCGCGCGUCAUCGUCCCCGCGUAUCAGCAACACGAUGCUUCUCGGUUUCUCUUCCACGUCGAACAAAUAACUUGAUGGAAACGAGUGGCUUUUCAGAUACUCAAUUACAAGUCAGAGAAGCAAUAUCAAAAAUAUGUUCAAAUUACCCAGACUACUUUUACCGAGGCAAUGUUUUGAUUUCGCAUGUUUACAUUCUAUUGUCGUCAACCCUGCAUUGAACAUCCCAACUCAAAGAUAGUAAAAAUCUGUAGGCUGAUAUCGCUUUAUCCCUGACACAACUUCUCAUGCCAGAUUUAUCAGCUUCAAUACUGAUCAUUAUUCAUAGGAUUACUGGGCAGCUCAUGAUGAAUCUGGAGAGUAUCCACAUGAGUUACACAAAGACCUCUCAAAAGAUGGCUGGAUAGGAAUUGCCUUGCCAGAAGAUCUAGGAGGCGCUGGACUUGGCAUAUCGGAAGCAACAAUGAUGCUUCAUACCAUUUCGGAGUCCGUACCUCCAGUCCCUAAUCUCACCAGUUACUCAUACAACCUAGGAGCGGAGCAGGUAUGGCAGGUGCUCAGUCGAUCCACGCCAAUGUCUAUGCCACCCAACCAGUCGCCAAAUUCGCCACCGCAGAACAGCGCCAACGCAUGCUCCCCAACCUCAUAAAUGGCACCUGGCGCGCCUGUUUCGGUGUCACAGAGCCUAACACCGGCCUCGAAACACUCAAACUAAAAACGCAAGCCAUACGCUCUGGCGACACCUACAAGAUAUCUGGCCAAAAGAUAUGGAUCUCGUCCGCGCAAGUAGCCUCCAAGAUGAUCCUACUCGCUCGCACGACGCCCCUCGAAGAAGUCAAGAAACCAUCAGAGGGACUUUCUUUGUUCUUCAUUGGUUUCGAUCGUGAGCAACCUGGCCUGGAACUCAAGCGGAUUAGAAAAAUGGGAGGUCGGGCAGUCGAUGCGAAUGAAGUCUUCUUUGACAACUACACUAUCCCGGCUAAUUCUCUUAUUGGAAAGGAAGGGCAAGGCUUUAAGAUCGUUCUUCAUGGUAUGAAUGCCGAGCGUUGCCUUCUGGCUGGCGAAGCCCUCGGUCUCGGAUAUGCUGCGCUGUACCGUGCUUCGAACUAUGCUAAAGAGCGAGUUGUAUUCGGAAGACCUAUUGGGAUGAACCAGGGUAUCCAGCAUCCACUUGCCGAUGCAUAUAUGCACCUCGAGGCUGCUAAACUGGCGACAUACCACGCAGCAAGACUGUAUGAUCAAUCAACUACAGAUGAAACUGUGACCCAGGCAGCAGUGGGCGUAGCUUGCAAUAGUGCUAAGUAUCUUGCUGCUGAAGCGGCUUUCACUGCUUGUGAGAGAAGUGUAUUGAGUUUGGGAGGCAUGGGGUAUGCUCAGGAGUAUCAUGUUGAGAGAUAUUUGAGAGAGUGUUUUGUGCCGAGGAUAGCUCCUGUGUCAAGGGAGAUGAUCAUGAACUAUGUAGGCGAAAAGGUUUUGGGUUUGCCUAGAAGCUAUUAACUCCUGUACAUAGCGAUGGCGAUCAUAAAUGUCUUCGAAACUCGUGCUGAAAAGUCUU